GAUGACACCGUUCCCAAUCUGAAAGACCUCAAAGAUGCUAUUCCCAAGGAAUGCUUCGACUCCUCGGCCGUCACCUCCCUCCUCUACGUUGCCCGUGACAUCCUCUACUGCGCUAUCCUGACCUACGCUGCCUUCCACAUCUACCUCCUCCCUACAUUGGAGCUGCGAAUCAUUGCCUGGGCUGUCUAUGGCUUCUUCCAGGGCUGUGUUGGCACGGGACUCUGGAUUUUGGCCCAUGAGUGCGGCCAUGGUGCUUUCUCCCGCCACCAGAAGCUGAACGACUUUGUCGGCUGGGCCCUUCACUCUUUCUUGAUGGUGCCUUACUUCUCCUGGAAGAUCACCCAUGCUCGCCACCACCGUUACACCGGUCACAUGGAGAAGGAUACCGUCUUCGUGCCCUGGACCGACUCGCAGUUGGCCAAGAAGAAGAACGUGCGCAUCGAGCAGUUGAAGCACUUGACUGAGGAGACCCCGAUCGUCUCUUUCGUCCAGCUCAUCGGUCACCAGCUCAUGGGCUGGCAGCUGUACCUCUUUCUCAACGUCACCGCUGGCCCGAAGAGUUUGCCCGAGAACCGUCCUCUGAAGGGCAUCUCCAGCCACUUCAACCCCUUCGGCCCUAUCUUCACUCGCGCUCAGUGGGUCAGCAUUGCGCUGUCUGAUUUGGGUCUGCUCAUCAUGGGAUCUGUUCUGUACUAUGCCUCUACCCAGAUCGGAGGCUGGAACGUUGUUCUCCUAUACGUGAUCCCCUACCUCUGGGUUCACCACUGGCUGAUUGCCAUCACGUACCUCCAGCACACCCACCCUGCCGUUCCUCACUACAGUGCCGAGACCUGGACCUACACCAAGGGCGCUCUGGCCACGAUCGACCGCAGCAUUGGCUUCAUCGGCCGUCACUUCUUCCACGAGAUCAUUGACUAUCACGUUGUUCACCACUUGUUCAGCCGCAUUCCCUUCUACCACGCGGAGAAGGCUACCAAGGCCAUCCAGCCCAUGCUCGGCGCCAACUACCACGAGGAAAAGCAGGAGAGCUUCUUGUACUCUCUCAUGACGACUUUCAGAAAGUGCAUCUAUGUGUCCGACAAAGGAAGUGGCAAGAGCGAGGCGCCUGGUGUCUUUCACUUUGUCCUCGCCGAUGAGAGAAAAUAG
Molecule: messenger RNA, 1146 nt
Organism: Aspergillus fijiensis CBS 313.89
Lineage: Eukaryota; Fungi; Ascomycota; Eurotiomycetes; Eurotiales; Aspergillaceae
Product: oleate delta-12 desaturase
Exons: 2
Biological process (GO): lipid metabolic process
Molecular function (GO): oxidoreductase activity
Source: RefSeq, a predicted model, not a curated record